GUUGACAAACAGGCAAAUUAACAUGAAAAUCCCUAGCAUGCAUAAACAUGGCCUCCCGAGGCAGUCUCGGUGUUCUAAGAGUUUUGGCGAAAUUAGAAGCGUCUAUCGACGCAGGAAAUUAUUAUGAGGCACAUCAAAUAUACAGAACUUUACAUUUCAGAUACCUCGGACAAAGAAAAUUCUCUGAAUUACUGGAGUUGCUUUACAAUGGAUCGACGCUGCUUCUUCAACACGACCAGCAAGCCAGCGGAGCAGACCUGGGUAUAUUGCUGGUCGACGCACUCGUCAAAUCAGAAUCACAGCCUUCGCAACUAUAUUUUGAAAAGCUGACCAAUUUAUUCAGCUGGAUGAGCAAAACAGCUCCUGAAAGAGAAACAUUUCUAAUAGAAGCACUGAGGUGGAGUGUGAAAGGAACGGAUUAUAAAACUGGACACCCAGAUUUUCAUCAGAGAAUAGCUCAGAUUUUCUGGAAAGAGAAAAACUACGUAAUGGCAAGACAACACUUCCUGUACAGUACCGAUGGAUCUGGCUGUGCUGCAAUGCUGGUAGAGCUUCACGAAGAGCGUGGAUAUUCUAGUGAAGUAGACCUUUUCAUCGUCCAAGCUGUUUUGCAGUACUUGUGCUUACGGAAUAAAACUACGGCAGAGGAAGCAUUCAACACUUAUACACUGAAACAUCCAAAAAUCAACAGUGGUCCUCCAUAUUUCCUGCCCUUGUUGAACUUCCUCUUCUUCUUAUUGAAAGCUAUUGAAACUGGGAAGCUGACCGCUUUCACAAUCCUUUGCGAACAGUAUCAGAUGAGCCUGAAUAGAGAUCCGCUGUAUAGACAAUACUUGGAGAAAAUAGGUCAAGUGUUUUUCAAUGUAUCACCGCCACGGCCACGCAGUCAAGGAUUUGUUGGCACGCUGUUACAAUCACUUUUCAAUGGUGUGGAAGAAGAGGAUUCAGAUGAAGAGCAGAGAAAUGCACCAACAUCGUCCCACAUGUCACAAGAAUUGGACUAAUCAACGGAAAAUAUUUUUAAACUUUGUAUAAGAUAUGUCGCAAGUGCUUACAGAGACUUGGGAUGGCAUAUCAGGAGACUUCUGACAUGGGUAAAUAAAUACAAAUGUAUGUGUGUGUAAAUAGGUAUAUGUAUGUAUACAUAAUACCAUUCUAUGCAUAACAUUAAAUCUAGUAUAAUUCAG
Molecule: messenger RNA, 1187 nt
Organism: Athalia rosae (coleseed sawfly)
Lineage: Eukaryota; Metazoa; Arthropoda; Insecta; Hymenoptera; Athaliidae
Product: Golgi to ER traffic protein 4 homolog
Exons: 6
Coding region: 48-1004 (318 amino acids)
Biological process (GO): protein insertion into ER membrane
Cellular component (GO): cytosol; BAT3 complex
Molecular function (GO): protein binding
Source: RefSeq, a predicted model, not a curated record